AUGAGGGAUCUCCAAUGGACUGAAAAGUAUCGGCCUGUAACGGCAGAGGGACUCUCUUUACCGGCGGAUGUUAGAGGAUUAUUAGGAGGUUUAUUACAGGGAAACGGAUCCUUGCCUAAUUUAUUACUCUACGGGCCGCCUGGGAGUGGAAAGACAAGUUUGGCGCUGAUUUUGAGUCGCGGGUUAACCAGUCGGGAGAAUACGUUGGAGUUGAAUGCUUCAAGCGAUCGAGAAAUUAGUGUGAUUAGAGGAAAGUUGAAGCAAUUUGCAAUGACACGAGCCCAUUCAGGGGAGAUGAAGGUUGUUAUUAUGGAUGAGUGCGAGUACUUGACCGUGGAUGCCCAACACUGUUUGCGACGAAUCUUAGAAGAUACACAGCGCAAUACACGAUUUAUCUUUAUUACUAACUAUGUGAAUCGCGUGAUUGAUCCAAUUAAGAGUCGGUUGGUGGCGGUGGCUGUACCGGCUGCGAGUAAGGAAGAGUGUUUGCGAGUGCUACAGGACAUUAAAGAGAAAGAAGGACUGGGUUUAGCCGUGAAGGAUUUGGAGUAUAUAAUUGAAGUGAGUGGUGGGGACAUGCGGCGAGCGAUUACUUUGUUGCAAACAGUGGGGAUGGCCCGAGUAGAGACAGGGAGUUACCGAGCACUGAUUAGGGAGUUGGCCGGAGUAGUGCCUAGCGAAAUGGUUGAUCAUGCCUUUCAAGUGCGAAAUGUUAAGGACAUUAUCGCUGUAACUGAACAGCUGGAGAGAUCGGGUUACUCGGCCUUGAGUUUAGUGCAGGCCUUUGCCCAACGGGCUUUGUUGCUACCUGAAAAGCGCCGGGAAGUACUAGAACUAUUCCAAAGCCUAGCAGGACUAGAAGAGAAUAUCAUUCGGGGUGGUUUUGAUUGGAUCCAGAUCGCAGCAGCGUUGGCGCAAGUAGCACAAAUGAAUGCUGCUCUCUUAUAA
Molecule: messenger RNA, 948 nt
Organism: Nematocida homosporus
Lineage: Eukaryota; Fungi; Microsporidia
Product: replication factor C subunit 2/4
Exons: 1
Coding region: 1-948 (315 amino acids)
Biological process (GO): DNA repair; DNA-templated DNA replication
Cellular component (GO): DNA replication factor C complex; nucleus
Molecular function (GO): ATP binding; ATP hydrolysis activity; DNA binding
Source: RefSeq, a predicted model, not a curated record